AUGGGCUGGAGUUUCCACGGCCACAAGCGAGAUGUCGAUGCGGAAAAGCAUCUCAAACGGCUGCACAAGACAACACCGUUUAUCGAAUCCCCGCUAGUUGGUGCCGAUCACGAAAACCUGGUCUUUUCUCAACGACAUGAAGCGAAUAGCGUGGAACUUUUCUUCGACUUGUUCUUCGUUGCUAAUCUGGCAACCUUUACGGCCUAUCACUCUAUCACCGACAUAGACUAUUUACUGGCAUACAUCGGUUUCUUUGGCAUAUUAUGGUCGUGUUGGUUUCAAAUCACACUCCACGAUGUUCGAUUUGCGCGCGACUCGCUCUAUGAGCGCGUGUGCAAGACAAUCCAAUUCAUAGUUUUUGUUGGCCUGGCGCUGGUUGGAAGUCAGUUCAACCCAGCAAACGAGAAGGGCAAAGGGAACAACACAAAUUUCCGUAUCCUGUGUUAUACACUAGUCAUCAGCCGUGGUCUUCUUGCCAUUCAAUAUCUUGUUGUCCUUUACUUCACUUGGAGAGCAAAGUAUGGGAAGAUCUACCUCCCACUUAUGCUCAUGUUCGCCAUAUAUGCAGUCAGUAUGGGUGCAUUUGCCGCUAUGACACCCGCAUUCAAGAACGAGGCCGACCACAGCAUGCGGCUCGUUUACAUCGUCUGGUAUAUCGUCAUGGUGCUCGAAGGCGUUGGAGUCAUUCUUAUAUCGUGUAUUUGGCGCAUGAUGAGCUUCAAAAAGACCCAUCUGAUGGAGCGCAUGAGCUUGCUGACAAUUAUUGUUAUUGGCGAGGGCGCAAUUGGCGUUACCAAGACAGUGAGCAGGAUGAUGGGGAAGCAUGGACUAGAAGUUGAAGGAUGCUUUUUGAUCAUGUGCAUCAUCGUCGUUCUUGUGCUGAUAUGGGCUCUUUACUUCGACAACUUUCCCCACGGACAUUACGGAACCAUCCGGCAACAAAUAUGGUCUUUGCUACACUUUCCUUUCCAACUUGCGAUUGUUGGUGUUGUCGAAGGCUCUCAGCAAAUUGCUUUAGCUCGGUACGUCGCCAGGAAUACCGGAAAAGUCACCACCUCCAUCCUUCAGUAUUGCCAAGACGACCACCUUGACGGCCUGAAGCUACAAGACAAGCUACAGUACCUUUUGGAGUAUUUCGAGUUAGACGGCAAGUUUGAAACCAAAAGCUAUUAUAAUCAGGCUGAGUCGGCUAUCUGGCUUGUCGGGAACGCCACAGGCAUCUGCUCGCCGCAGAAUACUACUCAGUAUAACAUGGGUGAAGACGACGAAGAUGGUACCUGGCCUGAGGCGCUCAAGAACGUAUCUCACCUCCUUACCAAUGGUAUGUACACUGGACUCGGUAUGAAGAUCCCAGUCGACAAACUCGAAGACUUUAGUCCCCUCAAGAUUGGCCUUAAAGGAUUCGAGCUUGUCUACCUCUACUACUGGUCGUCCUUCUGCCUGCUUCUUAUCUGCCUGAUCAUAUUCCUUUUCUUGAUCCGCCGCCACAAGGCUGAUCUAUUCGACUUCACUUCCGUCAUAUCGCGCUUUCUUGCCCUUGGCGUUGGUGGUGCAAUGUUGGCUCUGAUGGCCGAUACCAACCGGUUGCACAGGAUGGUCGAAUCACCAUGGCUACUACCCAUCUGCGUCAUCAUCCUAUUCGUUAUCCUGGUCAUCGAUAAGCUAAGCUCGAUAUAUUGCAACUGGCAAGUUCAGAAGAGCGGAAAGCCAUACGCUUUGGAAUUUGAAGAGCAUGGACACCACGGCCACGGACAUAGUCCACACGGAUCUGUGCAGGAGACGGGUGCGCUAUACGGGCAUGUGCCACGCGACGCGGGGUUGGAAGAGAUGCGCAAUACGGCACGGUGGAGCUCGCACCCCGAAGAUCUGAUGCCACUUACAGCUCAAAGCACCGAAUACAAAUCGCCGCAUCAAAGCUACAUUAUGGAGCCUUUGACGAGCCCACCACUUGAGAGUCCCCCAGUGUCGGGACACGAUCCGCUAGCCAAUCAGGGAUGUGUGGGUCAUGCCCCAGCUGGAUAUGCUCCUGUGAGCACAGGACAGAACUUCGGCGCGUAG
Molecule: messenger RNA, 2058 nt
Organism: Alternaria arborescens
Lineage: Eukaryota; Fungi; Ascomycota; Dothideomycetes; Pleosporales; Pleosporaceae
Exons: 3
Coding region: 1-2058 (685 amino acids)
Source: RefSeq, a predicted model, not a curated record